Esox lucius (northern pike) is the source of this 1803-nucleotide messenger RNA. It is a transcript of the gene tube1, whose product is annotated as tubulin, epsilon 1. The transcript has 12 exons. Gene Ontology annotation, molecular function: GTP binding; structural constituent of cytoskeleton. Gene Ontology annotation, biological process: mitotic cell cycle; microtubule cytoskeleton organization. Gene Ontology annotation, cellular component: microtubule; cytoplasm. The record is from RefSeq and is a predicted model, not a curated record. The coding region runs from base 159 to 1586 and encodes 475 amino acids. NCBI's taxonomy places the organism in Eukaryota, Metazoa, Chordata, Actinopteri, Esociformes, Esocidae.
UUUGUUUUCGUGACAGAACUACGUAAUCCACAUGCGACGAAGUUCUGCCGCGCAUCUCAAAAUGACUUUUUACGUUCAUGAGUAGCUUUAAAUUUUUUAUGUACCAUUCUGUGGACGAUAAUGUUGUGUGAAGUUACCGUCUGAUAUUCUACGCUGUGAUGACACAAUCCGUAGUUGUACAAGUUGGACAGUGUGGCAACCAAGUGGGCUGCAGGUUUUGGGAUCUUGCCUUGCGGGAGCAUUCCCAUGUCAACAAAACAGGAAUCUAUGAUGAGGCUCUGAGCAGUUUCUUCCGGAAUGUUGACUCCAGGAGAAGCCACGCUGGGGCUUGUGACGUGGUCGGUGGCAGGAUCCAAUCCCUGAAGGCCAGGGCGGUGCUGGUGGACAUGGAGGAGGGUGUGGUCAAUGAGAUCCUACAAGGCCCGCUGAGAGAGGUGUUUGACAGCACGCAGCUCAUCACGGACGUGUCCGGGUCUGGCAACAACUGGGCAGUGGGCCACUGGACAUAUGGCUCCGCCUACAAGGAAGUGAUUGUGGACCAGCUGAGGAAGACAGCAGAACAUUGUGACUGCCUGCAGAGCUUCUUCCUCAUUCACUCAAUGGGUGGAGGAACUGGGUCCGGCCUGGGCACAUGUGUGUUGAAGCUUCUUGAGGAGGAGUUCCCGGAGGUGUGCCGCAUCGUGGCCUCGGUCUACCCCUCGGCGGAGGACGAUGUCGUCACGUCCCCCUACAACAGUGUCCUGGCCAUGCGGGAGCUGACGGAGCACGCAGACUGCGUCCUACCCGUGGAGAAUCAGUCGUUGGUGGACAUUGUGAACAAGAUCAAGCACAUGUCCUACAGUGGGAACCCGGGUUCAAUGAUCAAGAAGGACACGGCCAUCAUUUCAGGCCGGGGGGGGGUCAGUGGAGCCCAGAAGCCCUUCGAUGCCAUGAAUAACAUCAUAGCGAACCUGCUGCUCAAUAUCACCAGUUCAGCUCGUUUUGAGGGAUCCCUCAACAUGGACCUGAAUGAGAUUGCCAUGAACUUGGUGCCCUUUCCUCGACUGCACUACCUGGUGUCCAGCCUCACCCCUCUCUACACUCUGUCUGACGUCAGCAUCCCCACCAGAAGGCUCGACCAGAUGUUCACAGAUGCCUUCAGUAAAGACCACCAGCUGAUCCGGGCGGACCCCAAACACAGCCUCUACCUGGCCUGUGCCCUCAUGGUUCGGGGCAACGUGCAAGUGUCUGACCUGCGCAGGAACAUUGAGAGACUGAGGCCCACGCUGCCCUUUGUGUCUUGGAAUCAGGAGGGCUGGAAGACCGGCCUGUGUGGCGUGCCCCCGGUGGGUCACUCCCACUCCCUACUGGCCCUGGCCAACAACACCUGUGUCAAGUCGACCUUCAUGGAGCUCAGGGACCGCUUCGCCAAGCUCUAUCGCAAGAAGGCUCACUUACAUCACUACCUGCUUGUGGAUGGAAUGGAGCAGGGCUGCUUCACGGAGGCCAGCACCUCCCUCUCCUCCCUGAUAGAGGAGUACACUCAGUUGGAUGCUACCAAGACCAGGAUGAUUCCUGACCCUACCAGACUAAACAUUGCAACCUGAAUGUUCCUCUCUGUGAGUGUAUUACUCCUGGCAGACUUUAUACUGUGUAUAUAUAGGACUGUGUGUGAGUGAGGUAAUGUAAUGAGUUAGGGUAAGUUAUUGUGUGGGUGUGGUAAUGUGGGUGUGAGCAAAGCACUUUUGUUUCUAAUUGAAAAUUGCACUGUAAUUUGACUGAUCAUUUGCUUAUUUGUGUUUAUUAAACAACAGGUUUCUCACA